This is a messenger RNA of Pyrus x bretschneideri (Chinese white pear), 2157 nucleotides long. RefSeq names its product zinc finger CCCH domain-containing protein 48. The record is from RefSeq and is a predicted model, not a curated record. NCBI's taxonomy places the organism in Eukaryota, Viridiplantae, Streptophyta, Magnoliopsida, Rosales, Rosaceae. Bases 426 to 1727 code for a protein of 433 amino acids. The transcript is spliced from 9 exons. Gene Ontology annotation, molecular function: protein binding; metal ion binding.
AGGGCAUUUCAGUAAUUCAAUUUCCUCGUAGACACGACGCAAUUCCAGUUUUGUCCAUCGUCUCCAUCCCCCUACCGCGCGAGCGAGCGAGACUGAGAGAGAGAGAGAGAGAGAGAGAGAGAGAGAGAGAGAGAGAGGGAGGGAGGGAGAGAGAGUGUGUGUGUGUGUCUCACAAAUCAAACUCUGCUCCCCGAAAUUAAAUUAGGGUUUUUCCCAAAUUUAAAUCCCCCCAAAUCCCCCACCCUCGAGAGAGAGAGAGAGAGAGAAAUUCCGAGCUUCCGAAUCUCUCCAACUCCAUGAUCGGAUUCCAAUCAGCCAAUCCAUCCAAUCAAUUUUGAAAAAAACCAAGAAAAAGGGGGGAAAAUCGAAGCUUUUGAGUUUCAGUUCAAGGUAUAUAGCCACAGAGAGAUUCGAAUCCGUAGCUGAUGGAUGUAGACGGAGGGGGAAGCAAACGGGUCUUCCACAGACUGGGUGGGCAGCAAUCCGACCCGUCAAAGAACCAGAAGGUAUGCUACCAUUGGAGGGCGGGCAAGUGCAAUCGCCACCCCUGCCCCUUUCUCCACAGAGAGCUCCCGACGCCGCCGCAGCAAGGUCUCAAUGGGACGGCCUCGACUAAGCGCCAUCACGCCUUCGCCGCUAACACCGAUGGUCCAUCGUCCCGGAAUCGGGGUCCAAAUAACUUCAAUGGCGGGACUUCUUCGACUUGGGGCCGUACAGGAGGAGCGAAUAGGGUGUUUGUUAGGAAGAUGGAGAAAGUCUGUAAUUUUUGGGUCCAGGGGAAUUGCAGCUAUGGGGACAAGUGUAAGUUCUUGCAUUCUUGGAGUAUGGGGGAUAGCUUCAGCUUGUUGACGCAGCUUGAGGGGCAUCAGAAGGUUGUUAGUGGGAUUGCACUGCCUUCUGGGUCUGAUAAGCUGUAUACUGGGAGUAAGGAUCAAACUGUAAGGGUUUGGGAUUGCGCAUCUGGUCAGUGCAUGGGAGUUAUUAAUCUUGGCGGUGAAGUAGGUUGUAUGAUCAGUGAAGGUCCUUGGAUAUUUGUUGGCAUACCAGAAGCUGUAAAGGCCUGGAACACCCAAACUAACUCGGAACUGAGUCUUAGUGGGCCUGUCGGACAAGUUUAUGCCAUGGUUGUGGGUAAUGAUUUGCUCUUUGCCGGUACACAGGAUGGUUCUAUAUUGGCAUGGAAGUUUAAUGCUGUGACUAAUUGCUUCGAACCAGCUGCAUCACUGAUAGGUCACACCCUUGCAGUUGUUUCAUUAGUAGUUGGAGCAAAUAGGCUCUACUCUGGUUCAAUGGAUAAUUCUAUAAAGGUCUGGAGCCUGGAAACUUUGCAGUGUAUACAAACGCUAACAGAGCAUACUGCAGUUGUCAUGUCUGUUCUUUGCUGGGAUCAGUUUCUCUUAUCAUGUUCCUUGGAUCAACAAUUAAAGGUCUGGGUUGCUACUCAAAGUGGAAACUUGGAAGCAACAUAUACUCACACAGAAGAAAAUGGUUUGAUUACACUUUGUGGGAUGCAUGAUUCAGAAGCCAAGCCAGUCUUACUGUGCGCUUGCAAUGACAACACUGUCCGUGUAUAUGAUUUGCCAUCGUUUUCGGAGAGGGGUAAAAUUUUUUCAAAACAGGAGAUAAGAUCGAUUCAGGUAGGCCCUGGUGGCUUGUUUUUCACGGGUGAUGGAACCGGUCAAGUGAAAGUAUGGAAAUGGACUGAACCAGCUGCGGUCACUGCCUGAGAAAAGGGAGAUUAUUUAUAUUGGCCACAUUGUAUCUGUAGUUUUUUCAUUUUUCUUUUCUGGGUUCUUUCGUAAGUGUUAGCUCUGAGGAAUGAAUUACGGGUUUUCUAUUUUCGGGUUGGAAUGGAUUGAGUUCUCUUUUUUUGGAGGAUUUAUGGAGCUAGGAAUUAGUAGCAUUAGCACUGUCCGCAGUCCGCUCCUUUGGGUGCCAUGAAUGUGAAGAAGCUUCUUGGCUCAUUCGAAGUUUUGACUGCAGGACAAAUAUUCAUAAAAGAGUGAGUUUAUAAACAUUCUGUUUGCAGCGGAUGAUCUGUAUGCAUUGCGAUGUGCUGAUCUUAUCAGUGAUCGGAGUUACUUAUGGAGUUUUGAGUGUAAUAUUUCUCAUCUUGGUUUUGAAAAAUAAAUAAAAAGUCGGCACACGUUAAAUCUC